Molecule: messenger RNA, 381 nt
Organism: Desarmillaria tabescens
Lineage: Eukaryota; Fungi; Basidiomycota; Agaricomycetes; Agaricales; Physalacriaceae
Exons: 2
Coding region: 1-381 (126 amino acids)
Source: RefSeq, a predicted model, not a curated record
AUGGUCAACACAUCUCCUGGACGUGGCACGACAGCCGACUCGGAGCUGAUGAUCGUAGAGGAGUAUCAGCUCGCGCGCUAUGGAUCCGUUCUUUUCGACCCUCCAGAAGGUCCAGAGGUUGACGACACGCCUGUUCCUGACGACUUUUCGCUUACUUAUAGUGUCGCGCCGGGGGUAUCUUGCUCAGGUUUAACGGAAGAACUCAGUUCUGAUUCCCCAGACACGCGUGAACUGGAUUCGAGUCAUUCGACGUCUGAGGAGUCACCUCCGGUGCUGGAGCCUGUUCGGAAAAGAAAAUGGAGGGUCAAGUCGCUCUUCCGGUGGGCGAUGAGGAAUUUUGUCGAGUUGGUGAAGUGGCGCAAGUUCUCCAGCAAGUUAUGA